ACUGAAUUGUAUGUGAAAAGGUCUAUAAUAUUCCGUUUCCAUCAUCUUAUUACGGUACAUGGCGUUUUUAUACAAUGGGGUAAUUGAAGCGGCAAAAUUUUAGGUUUUACCCUGUAUCUCGAUAACAAAGUCAAUAAUAAUUGUCUUGAAACCGGUAUUGACGAAAACCGCAUCGCUCAGUCUGUAAUAAUAAUAAUACGCCAUGUGUGAAUCUAUACAUACAUUGGGCUAUUUAUAUAUAGAGUGUCCUAUUUUCUUUCAAAUACUAAUUGAACUUAAUCACGAAUAUUCUGCCAUGUAUACACUAUACAGAUAAAAAUUAAAGCUUACUUGUCUUUUAUGGUAAUGAUUCGGUAUCAUUUACCAUAGUUGAAAUAACUAUAGGCCUAAAGUAAGUUUACGUAAAAACCAAUUUAACGCCCUUACACUAAAAAUGAACAACCAACUGGCUUCUUUACAUUCGGUGCACCCUGUUAUUAAUAAUGUAUCAUUUGGUAAAUUUGAAAAUAUUUUAUUGUUCAUUUAUUUCGUUUUUUUUUGGCUUAUAUUUUUGCUUUAUUUCCUUGCAAUAAAAUAAUGGAAAAAGCAAUUUUUUUACGGCUAUUUCCGGAAAAGUGUUAACGUCGUAUAUAUGCAUAAAACUGAGUAAAUGUCUCUCUUACUUUUUCAUUGCGACAAGCUGUAGAUUGUAGAGUAUUAAGUACAAUAUACAGUGUGUCCGAUGAAAACUGCAGAAAUCUCGGAAACUGCAAAAUAUAGAAUUAAACAGAAAACAAAAGAUUAAAUUGUCGUUUUAGAUAAUUCUUCCUGUCUUUUUACCUAGGCAUUGACGUAUCGAAUACUAUUUCGACAAGGCGUCACAAUAACCCGUAAAGUCAAGCGGUAAAUUGACACACUUGUUAGCACUGUAUUCUAAUUCUAUAGAGUGUUUCAAAAAUAAUACGCUAACGCUCGGCUGGAGAUUCGCCACCCGAAAAUUCUUUGUUUCCAAAAUACGGGAUGUUUGAUAUCAAAACAAAUACUGCCUGCGCGAAGAUACUUAAGUCAUAGGCUGUCGGUCAUUUUCAACAAUUUCUUUAGCGUUAAUUUUAUAGAACUGAGUAUUUUGUUUCAAAGUGUGCAAAAAACAAAUGUCCAUAAAAACUUGUUUUGUCAAUUUCUUUUCUCGUAAACGAGGCAAGAUACGAAAAAAAAAAUGCAAAAAAGUCUCAUAUAUUAAAAAAGCCACUUCUAGGAAAUAUAUACCAACAUCUACGAUACCAUAAUAAUUUGAUGAAGGUCGAAUAAUUAUAGGAUGACGCUACAUUUUGAGAAAAAUUACGCAUAAUCAUUAUCGACGCACUUGAAAGAAACCGACAAUCCUAUGGUUCGAUUGGUUUAUCUACCCGUCACAAAAACACAAGGAAAAUUUUCACAUUUGUGGCAGUUCUUUUCGUUAUUUUAUUUGCGUAUAUCAAAAGAAAAAAGAAGAAUCAUCUCCGAAUUUGCAUCUGUCGCAAUUAAGAUAUCAGGCGUGACGGGAAAAUUUUUCGAUAGCCUAUUGCUUUGACUCGUAAGCAAAGAUAAAUCGAUCGUACCAUAGACCCGAAAAAGCAACUUUCUCGUGGCUCGAGGAUAUAAACGCACUCGGUACCGUUCACCGAGAGUAAUUCUGCGCGAUGAGCGUCGUCUCAGAGAUCGACCACUGGGUGUUCGGUGCCUUAAAAAAUGAAAACGUUCGCGAUAUAAAAACAACAGUGGUGGGCGGGUCGGUCAGUGGCGACGGGUAUACCGGAACAAUAGUCUUCGUCGACGUCACGGCGGUGGCAGACAACGAUGAAGUUCGCGAGUACAGUUUGGCAAUUAAAAUCGCCAAACGACCGCCGACUGAGGCAGAACUGUUUCAUGUCGCCUACGUCAGAGAAAUGUUCGUCUACGACGAAAUCCUGACGUCGUUCCUCACUUUGCUACGAGCUACGGUCGAUUUCAUGCCCCGAUGUUGGACUACGGCGUCUACGGACACUUGUGACGUCAUAGUGUUCGACAAUUUAAAGAAGCAGGGCUACGAGCUACACGACAAAAUGAAAUCGAUGAACGUGAACCACAUCAGACUCGCGAUGAAAGCUUACGCGCGUUGGCACGGCAUGUCUUUGGCGCUGAGAUAUCUUCAUCCGGAGACGUUCCGAAAGAUCGAAGACACACUCAGCGACGAAGGUUUCCUGAAAACGAUAGAGGGGGUUUGGAGGAACGGCAAGUUCGACAAAGUCGUCUCGUUUUCGAGAGAUAGAUGGGUCAAGGUGCUUGAGGACGAUCCAGAUUUGUUAGGGAAACUCCAAGAGAAAUUGGGCAGUCAACCCGUACAUGUUGCUGAUUACAUCUUCGACCCUCCGGUUAAGAAUCAGACGGUGGUCAAUCACGGCGAUUGCUGGAACAACAAUUUUUUGUUUAAAUACGGGGGUCAAGAUAAGGAGAACCCUUUGAAGAUAGCCAUGCUGGACUUUCAAAUCGCCGUCUUACACUCCCCGGUAAGGGAUCUAACGCACUUCUUAUACAGCUGCGCAAGCGAACAUGAGCUGUCGCACAUGAAGGAAUUCAUCGACCUGUACUACGAGUCGAUGUCUGAUCUUCUGAGGCAACUGGGAUGCGAUCCCGACGAAGUCUUUCCACGCUCUUGGUUGGCGGAUCAUUGGCGAAAAUAUUCGCGCUACAGCUUUGUGAUGGGUAACUUGGUCAUUAACUUGUGUUUCGGCAAAGCGGAAGUGUUCGAUGAUUUGAGUGAAAUGGACUUGUCGUGCCUGUUAGUCGAAGAGAACGAGGCAGCAUGCGCGGCUAGGAUCCGUGCUUUGGCUAGGCACUUCGUGGAGUUUGAACUGUAGAGUCCUAUGCGCGUUAUUGUAAAUAAAUAAAGUUUUUUCGGUUUUUUGACUA
Messenger RNA from Cylas formicarius (sweet potato weevil), 2907 nucleotides. RefSeq lists its product as uncharacterized. Bases 1659 to 2855 code for a protein of 398 amino acids. The transcript has 2 exons. Lineage: Eukaryota; Metazoa; Arthropoda; Insecta; Coleoptera; Brentidae. The record is from RefSeq and is a predicted model, not a curated record.